AUACAGAGUGAAGCAAUCCACCCAGCUAUUCACCACGAAACACAUAUUUUCUCCCUCCAAAUCUCUCUCUCUCUCUCUAGAUUCUCGUUGUAACCGGCGAAAUGGGCGUCUUAUUUCGUUCUGAACAGACUUUCGUGUCCGAGUUACACCUGCUACGCCGCAAUCUCCUCUCCUACGGCGGCCUUCAGAGGAGGAAAGACAGCGAACGUUUCAACGCCUUGAAAUCCAACCCCAUCGUCGAUCCUGAGGAGAAAGUCGUAUGUGUAACUAGCGGUGUUUCGUUUCUGGGUUCCGCCAUCGUUGAGGAGCUAUCCACUCAUGGAUACUCUGUUCGAGUGAUUGUUGAUAAUCCUGAGGAUGUUAACAAAUUGGAAGAGACGACGAGCGGUCGCCAUAACGUGACGGUGGUUGUAGCGAAGCUUACAGAUGUAAAUAGCUUAGUGGAAGCAUUUAAUGGCUGCCGUGGCGUUUUUCAUACCUCUUCUUCCAUUGAUCCUGCUGGUCUUUCUGGUUACACGAAAGUAAUGAGUGAAGUGGAAAUGAGGAACACAGAGAAUGUGAUGGAAGCUUGUUCAAGAACAGAGACAGUACGAAAUUGUGUUCUUACAUCUUCUCUUCUUGCUUGCAUUUGGAGGGAUCAACAUGGUGAAAAUGAAACCUCACAAAUUGUUGACCAUGCUUCUUGGAGCAGCUUAGAGCUUUGCCAACACAAAAAGCUAUGGCUUGCACUGGGGAAACUAAAAUCAGAGAAAGUAGCAUGGAAAAUAGCACAAGAAAGUGGAUUAAAACUAGCUACUAUUUGUUCUGCUCUCAUAACUGGCCCCAACUUUCACCUUAGAAGUUCAACUGCAACAUUGGCUUAUCUCAAAGGAGCUCGAGAGAUGUACGCAAAUGGUCUACUGGCAACCGUGGAUGUGACCAAAUUGGCCAAAGCACAUCUCUAUGUGUAUGAAGGAAUGAAGGACAAUGCUGCUUCUGGCAGAUAUAUUUGUUUCGACAGAGUGAUUUCAACUGCGGAUGAGGCAGCAACGUUCGCAGCAGAGAUCAGAGUUCCUGUUCAUACCAUAGUCCAAACCACUCCUCCAAUUGACCAUUUGAUUUCGUUUCAGUUGUCGAACAAGAAACUCUCUGAUCUAAUUGCUAGAAGCAAUCUUCAAGGUAGAAGAUGUUUGAAUGAAAACAUAGAUUUUUGAAGGAGAAACUCCAUAGGCAAAGAUAUGAGUGGGAUCUAUUUGUUUGAUUGAUAUAUAUAUUUAUUCAUAUCUAAGAUUAGAUUAUAGAAAUGAUCCCCUUGAAGAUGUAUGUUUUUUAUUUCUUCUUUUGAGUACAGCAUUGAUAUAGAAUAUAAAGAUGUAUACCAUUUUUUAUUUA
Molecule: messenger RNA, 1371 nt
Organism: Cucumis melo (muskmelon)
Lineage: Eukaryota; Viridiplantae; Streptophyta; Magnoliopsida; Cucurbitales; Cucurbitaceae
Product: cinnamoyl-CoA reductase-like SNL6
Exons: 5
Coding region: 102-1193 (363 amino acids)
Biological process (GO): steroid biosynthetic process
Molecular function (GO): 3-beta-hydroxy-Delta5-steroid dehydrogenase (NAD+) activity
Source: RefSeq, a predicted model, not a curated record